Molecule: messenger RNA, 3986 nt
Organism: Dipodomys spectabilis (banner-tailed kangaroo rat)
Lineage: Eukaryota; Metazoa; Chordata; Mammalia; Rodentia; Heteromyidae
Gene: Pwwp3b
Product: PWWP domain containing 3B
Exons: 3
Coding region: 501-2561 (686 amino acids)
Source: RefSeq, a predicted model, not a curated record
AUCCUGCUCCUCAUCACAGCUGGGGGGCGGAGCCUUCUCUGAACAGCUUGGCAGGCAGCUCUGCCUGCCCAGUCUUGGAAGAGGAGCUGCAUUUCACCAAGCUGCAGCUGACAAGAAGCUUCAAGACUGCUUAGGUAAUAUCUCAGGUGCACGUGACUUGGGCAAUCUGUGUGUGGUGUCAGGUGAAUCCCUGUGAGGCAGUGCAGCCACUGAAGUGCCCCUCAGGGUGAAGGCUCUGUUGGACUAGCACGUAGAGUGAAAAUCAAGGCAGUUCUCAUCCACAUGACAGAGGAACUAUCCUAUUCAAACGUGCUCAACAUCUUAGAGAAAUUGUAAUUGAAAAGAAGAGGCCCCAUAAGUCAUAUACCGUUGGUGGUCCAGCCUCAAAAGAGACAUUUGUAAGACUGGUGUUUUUGGUAGUAUUUGUGUUGGUAGAGGCAAGGACAGUCAGCCACCUCAACUUCUGAUAGUAGCUACCUGGUAUACAAAUCUAAAUCACAAUGAAUGCCGAGUAUGUCCUCUGCAAUUGGAAAGAUCAGAUAUGGCCAGCAAAAGUUUUGUCCAGAUCUGAGAUUUCAUCAGAUGGUAAGAGAAAAAGCACAUUUGCACUAGAAGUCCAAAUCCUUUCACUAGAUGAAAAAGUUACAGUGGAUAGCACAGAAACAAAGAUCCUAAGUGAAUCUGCAAUUGAAAUUAUCAUUUCUUCCCUAACAAUAGAGUCAGAAGUCAGUGUUUCCCCUAGGGAGGAAACAGCUUAUGAAAGAUCCCUAAAAAUGGCACUGGAUAUCCUGAAUGAAAGAGCAAAUUUGAGUCAGGAAGGUAUUUUGAAUGAACAGGAGACCUCUACACUGUCUGAGAAUGUACUGCAAGAGCUGUCUGAGUCCCCCCCUCAUAAAAAGUUUCGGCAGCAUGAAGGGGACUCUGUGAAUUAUCUUGAAGAAAGUGAAGGCCCAGCAACGCUGGUAGCACCUACAGAAAAUGAUGACUUCCUGUCUGAUGAUAAAUCACAGGUGAACACAGCUAUUGAAGAUGAACUGGAAACAAAGCCAUCACCAAACUUCUGUUGGAAUGCAACUUAUGCUUCAUUUUCAGAUGAUGAAAAAGAAGACAAGAAAAAGAUUGAUAUCACAGCAAUUAUGUCCACAAUCAAAGAGGAGAAUGUAGAUAUUAAAGAUGAAAAGUUCGUUCCAUUUUUGUCACAUGACUUUGUGGUGCCCAAAGCCUUGAAAGAAGAGGAGUCAGAUAGCUCCCCAGAGGACCAAGCUGUUUCCUCUCAGUGCUCUAACAUUGCAGAGAAUAUUGAUGAUCCUGAAGAGGGUCCCUCAAAUCCAAAUCCAAGCUCAGAUGCCAGCCAGAAUCAGCCUCCUGUGGAAACAGACAUGGAGGCUGAGCCAUCUUGUUCUACUACUUCAGGGGAAUAUCAGGUUUCACUUAGUGCCUCUAACUCUGUCCUGGAUUAUUCACUUUUGAGGAAUGAGGAAGGAAGUCUUCAAAGACUAGAUUUUGAACUUGAGGGUGAAGCUUCAGCUUCAACCAGCUCACUGAGUGUGCAGCAUGUUAGGACUCUUGCAUUAGAGGACACUGACGAAGAAGAAGAACUUCCACGCUUAGUUCUUGAUUACAAGCCAUGUGCAUUUGAAACUGGGAUCAUUGUCUGGUUUAAAUAUCAAAAAUACCCAUUUUGGCCAGCAGUAGUGAAAAGUAUCAGGCGAAAGGAGAGGAAAGCAAGUGUGAUUUUUGUUGAGGCAGACAUGAGCUCUGAAAAGAAAGGAAUUAGAGUGCCUUUCAGAAGAUUAAAAAAAUAUGACUGUAAAGAGAAGCAAGCACUAGUGGAUAAAGCCAGGGAGGAGUACAGGGAGAGCAUUGAUUGGUGCAUUUCACUGAUUUGUGACUACAGAGUUAGAAUAGGGUGUGGCUCUUUCGUAGGUUCUUUCCUUGAGUAUUUUGCUGCUGAUAUCAGUUAUCCGGUUCGGAAAGAAAUCAAGCGAGACACCUUCAGAAAUUUAUUUCCAAAACUGUACAAUGACGAUAGUGGGGAACAAAUGAGUGUGACUUCCCCAACCAAGAGAUUAGCCUAUCAGAAAAUUCUUCCUGACCGAAUGAAGUCUGCUCGGGACCGAGCCAAUAAGAACCUUGUGGACUUUAUUGUGAAUGCAAAGGGAACAGAAGACCAUCUUCUGGCCAUCUUAAAAGGCAAAAAAAGGUCCAGAUGGCUGAAUUCAUUUUUGCAUGCCAAGAGGUUCAUGCCAUGUAUUGAAACAUACUUUGAAGAUGAAGAUCAGUUGGAUGAGGUGGUGAAAUACCUACAAGAAAUAUACAAGCAAAUAGACCAAAGAAUGCGCACUCGGAUAAAAGAUGACAAGAUUAAAUUUGUCCUAGAAGUUCUUCUGCCAGAAGCAAUUAUUUGCUCCAUUUCUGCUGUUGACGGGUUAGAUUAUGAAGCAGCUGAAGCAAAGUAUCUGAAAGGACCAGCUCUAGGCUGUAGAGAAAGAGAAUUGUUUGAUUCAAAAAUUCUCUUUGAAAAGAGACGGAAGCCAUUACCUAGUACUGGAACGCAGUAACUAAUGCAAGAGUUGAAAUUAUCACUGGGAGCUUUCAUAGAUCAUAGUUUAAAAAAUCACAUCUCUCAAACAUGGGAAUAUUUUCUGAAAAUGGGAAAUGGGGGGAUUUGGCCAAUGUGUUCAGUUUAGGGAAAGGAUAGUCUAGAUUUCUCAGUUUGCCAUGCUAAAAAAUUUUUUUGCACUUCUUCAAAGCCAAUUUUGCCAAUAUACAUCAGCAGUUUUACUUUCACAUACAUUUUUCAAUUCAUAAUUCCUAAAUGACUUUAUAGUAAAGUACUGUUUAUUUUGUAACAUUUCUAUAUCUUUGCUGUAUAGUUAGAUACACUGUGCACAAUCAUUUGAAUAUUAAAAUUGCACUGGUAAUAGAUAUUAAGCAAGAUAACUAGGAAAGAAGAAUAGAAGAAAUGGCAAUUAUAUUUUUUGCUCCAGUUUUAUAAAGGGCUUAGUUUUCUCUUAAGAUAGCCAAAUUAUUUUUCCUGCCAUGCCUAUUUAUUUUUUGAAAAAUUAUAUCUCUGAGACAUAGAACCAAAGAUAGAUAAGCUUUGCUAUAUCUUGUACCUAACAAUAGUUACUUUUGCAGGAAAACAAUCUAGAGCUCUAAAACAAGUGGCUUAUCUGCAUGUUGUCUGUGUGUGUGUGAAUACAAUUUCUGUAUGCAGAAAAAAUAAUCUGGACAGGCUUGAAAAGACUUGUUCAUUCAAUACUUCCUUAAAAUUCCAUUUUGAAGAGUGUCUAGCUUUCAGUUGUUGAGCAGUUUCUUAAAACAGUCUCCUAUGUUCAUAACUAAUAGUGAGUGGCUCUUCACAUAGCGGUUUGAUAACAUAGAAGGCAGCUAGAGUUAUUAUAUGCACACUCAAUAGUCCCGACUUACUGCUGACCAACACAAUCUCCUUUGAUAUAAGCUGUAGAAUAAGCAAACAUUAUGUUAUAAAUUUUAUCUCCAUAUGUAGUCAUUGCCUCAACUUAGUUUUGGCAUGUGGUUAUUCCUAGAAUAAUUCCAAUUAACUCUAGUAAGAUCAGUGACAGCUGGUAAAUCAUUCCAAAUAACUCAAAGAGGGUGGAUUCACCAGAAUCUGAUAAUUUGGGAAUGGGUCAGUAAAGUCACUUGAUGUGGAAAAAAGUGCUAAAACUGAACAUGAGCUUGUUACAUAUUUUAAAAGUGAAUUAGCUUUUCUAAAAUUUUAUCUCACAAAAAAUCUUAUUUUAAGUAAGAAUGAACAAUUUAUCAACUUCAACUUCUCAUUGUGUAUAUGUAGCCAUACUUGAAUAAUUGUCCUACUUAGCCAAUGGCAUUUUGAAAUUGACAAGUAACCAUCACUCUAGGGUUCUUCUCCUAUGUAGAUACAUGACUACUUGUUGGUGUAAAAUCUGCAGUUUCAUAUUUGUUUUGUUAUAUUUAUCUAAUUUGGUGAAGGGAAGGGAAAU